Aphidius gifuensis is the source of this 2366-nucleotide messenger RNA. RefSeq names its product U3 small nucleolar RNA-associated protein 4 homolog (gene l(3)72Dn). The record is from RefSeq and is a predicted model, not a curated record. Bases 169 to 2229 code for a protein of 686 amino acids. The transcript is spliced from 4 exons. Gene Ontology annotation, cellular component: t-UTP complex; 90S preribosome; small-subunit processome. Gene Ontology annotation, biological process: maturation of SSU-rRNA from tricistronic rRNA transcript (SSU-rRNA, 5.8S rRNA, LSU-rRNA). Lineage: Eukaryota; Metazoa; Arthropoda; Insecta; Hymenoptera; Braconidae. Gene Ontology annotation, molecular function: RNA binding; protein binding.
CAGACUGGUCUUCUUGUUUCAAUUAUAAACACGUGUUAUUAAAUUAAUAUACAACUAGGUUAUAUAGUUGUUGUAAUGUCUAAUGUGUUUUAAAAUAAAUGAACAACAAUAAUAGCUUGUUUAAAUAAUUAAAAAUACACACAAGUCAUUAUUUAAAAUUUAAUAAAAAUGACAAGUUGUAAAGUUCACAAUGUUAGAUUUUAUAAUUUAGCACCAAGAGCUAUAACAAAUUUAUGUUAUGAGAAAAAUAGCAAAAAAUUGGCACUUUCAAGAGAUGAUUGUUCAAUUGAAAUAUGGAAUGUAACAAAUGUUCCAUUUUUGGAGUCAACAAUACCAGGUAAUGAUGACGAUGAGUCAAUUGAAUCAUUGGUAUGGAUUGAUUCAAAACGUUUAUUAUCAUGUGGUACUGAUGGUAUGAUAAUAGAAUAUGACUUGAAAAAAUUAAAAUUAAAAUAUAAAGUAGCUGUUACUGGAGGACAAGCAUGGUGUAUGGAUAUUAAUCCUGAUAAAACACGUAUUGCAGUUGGUACAGAAGGUGGUUAUAUUAAUACAUUUACUGUUAAUGAUGAUUCAUUAAUAUAUGAAAAAAUAUUUGACAAACAAAAGGGUAGAAUAUUGUGUUUAAAAUGGGAUAAAACUGGUGAAAUGAUAUUUACUGGAUCAACAGAUACUGUUAGAGUAUGGAAUGCAAUAUCUGGUCAUGCAAUACAUAAAAUGUUAACAAGCAGAGAACAAACAAAAAAAGAAACAAUUGUAUGGUGUUUAGGUGUAACUGCUGAUAAUCAUAUUGCAUCUGGUGAUUCACGUGGUGUAUUAUCACUAUGGAAUCCAAUAACUGGAUUUCUUAUUGAAUCACAUGAAAGUCAUAUUGCUGAUAUACUUGCAUUAGCUGUAUCUGAUGAUUCAAAUGUUAUAUACAGUGCUGGUGUUGAUCCAGUUGUUAGAAGUUUUUCAAGAGUUGUACUUAAAUCAAGUGACAGACCACAAUGGGUUAAGGGUAUUGAAAGAAGACUUCAUGUACAUGAUGUUAGAGCUCUUCUUGAGUAUGAUGGUAAACUUUAUUCAGCUGGUGUUGAUGGUUAUCUUGCACAAUCAAGUUAUCCACCAAAAAUGCUUAUUAAAUAUCCACCAUUAUUAUCAACACCAUGUGUUACUGUUUGUCGUAAAUCACGUUGUGUUAUGUUACGUUAUAUAGAUAGUCUUGAAUUAUGGCGUCUUGGUUCACCAAAUACAUCAAUAUCAUUAAAACCAGGAAGUCUUUAUCAAUUAGAUGAAGAACCAAUGAAAUUAUUAAAAAUUGAAACUAAAAGAGGUGAAAGUAUAUUAUCAUAUGCAAUAACAAAAGAUUCAAAAAUUAUUGUUUAUUCAACUGAUACACAUGUUAGAGUAUUUAAUUUUGAUGUUAUUGAUGGUGUUGGAUCAUUAUCAAAAAAUGAUAAUGAUAUUACACUUGAUAGAAUUCAAAAUAUGAUAUUUAGUCCAAAUAAUAAAUUAUUUAUUGCUAUUAAUAAUAAUGGUAAUGAUAAUGAAAUUAAUAUUUUUAAAGUUGAAAAAAAAAUAUUUAAAGCUGAAGGUAAAUUUAUUACUAGUGAGCAUAAAAUUGAUAAUAUUGCACUAAUGUGUUUUUCACCUGAUAAUAAAUAUUUUAUUUGUGCUGAUAGAAUUGGUAAUAUUGUUGUUUAUAUUAUUAAUGACAAUUUUAUUAAUGGUAAACCAGAAUUUUGGCAAUUACCAAAAUAUUCAUGUUCACCAACUGCAAUUGCUGUACAAAAUUUAACAUUAAAUAUGGUUGUUGUUUAUUCUGAUCACAAGGUCAUUGAGUAUAAUUUAUUGAAACGUCAAUAUACUGAUUUUUCAAAUCAAUUGCAACAUAGAAUACCAACACAAUGGUUAUCACGUCCAUUUCCAAUAACAAAUGUAACAUUUGAUCCAAAUAAUGAUAAUAUUAUUAUUGUUCAUGAUGAUACAACAGUAUAUGUUAUAAAUAAAAAUAAUGAUUUUUCUGAACGUUUGACUAAAAUAUCUAAAUUUGGUGCUGCUGAUGAUGAUAGUAAUUCUGCAUCAAGUUUUAAUGGACAACACAAUUUUCAAAUUGUCAAAAAAUACAAGCAUCUUGUUCAUUUGGAAUCAUUAAAUUCUGGUGAAAUGGUAGCUGUUGAGGUAAAUCCAAUAACUCUAACUGAAAAAUUACCACCAUCAUUAAAAUACAAAUCAUUUGGAACAUCAUAAUAAUUAUAAUGUUUUUUUUUAUAUUAAUAAUUAAUUAAUUAAUUAAUUAAUUGUUAAUUUGUUUUUUGAAGUAAGAAACUCUUUUUACUUUUUUAUAUGAAUACUUAGAUUAUUAUUAUAUAAUUAAUUACAUGUAC